Messenger RNA from Effrenium voratum, 1245 nucleotides. The record is from the annotation of a GenBank genome assembly. Lineage: Eukaryota; Dinophyceae; Suessiales; Symbiodiniaceae.
AUGGCGCACGCCGCGCCGUAUUGCCGAAGAACCGAGCGACCGGAGACGACCACCGUGCAGAUCAUGACCGCGUUUUCUCAAUACAUGCCGCAUGGCAUGUGCCUCUCGUGGCAGCCCUGGCUUGUCAUCUUGUGGGCAGGGUCCGACUUGCUGAUCUUCAUCUCCUAUUUCGCCAUACCGCUGGCUCUGCUCAGCGUGCUGCGCCAGCGGCCGGACCUGAAACAUCGCGGUCUGGUCGGGCUUUUUGCCGGGUUCAUCUUGCUGUGCGGACUGACCCAUGCAUUGUCCAUCGUCACGCUCUGGAUCCCGAUCUAUCCGCUGCAGGGCUAUGUGAAGCUGGCAACGGGUCUGGUCUCGGCGGCGACCGCGAUCGUCCUGUUCCGCCUGGUGCCGACGCUGAUCACGAUUCCGACACCCAGCGAGCUUCAGGAGGCGAACCAGAACCUGAAACGGGAGAUCGCGGCGCAUGAAGCCACGCUGGCGAAGUUGCGGCAGGCCCAGCACAAUCUUGAGGCCGAGGUCGAGGAGCGAACGGCGGAACUGAAGCGCGCGAACGCCCAGCUUGCCAUUUCGACGCGCGAGGCGGUUCAUCGCAGCCGGAACCUGAUCGCCGUGGUUUCCUCGAUCGCGCGGCAGAGUGCGCGCAGUCAUGGCGAUGCCGGCGGUUUCAUCGAUACCUUCAUCGGGCGGCUCAAUGCGCUGGCCGAUGCGACAUCGAUCGUCAUGAAGGGCGAAACGCGGACCUCGGCCGAUCUGGGUCAGGUGGUCAGGACGCAGUUAGAGCCGGUUCUGAUGACAUAUGGCGACCGGAUCAAGGUCGAAGGCCAGCCGAUCGAUGCCGGCUCGGAGGCUGCCCAGCAGAUCAGCCUGGCGCUUCACGAACUGGCCACCAACUCCCAGAAAUACGGUGCGCUUUCCGCCGAUGCCGGAGCGAUCAGCGUGUCGUGGACAAAGCUGGCGGCCGAUGGCGACGACGCCGAGCGUCUCGUGCUGCGGUGGGACGAGGAAAUCUCCGAGGCGGCAGCGCGAUCUUUUGCGGAUGCGGGAUCGGGCGGAUUUGGAAGCCGCUUGCUGACGAAGAUCGUUCCGACCGUUCUUCGCGGCAGUGCGCGACGCGAGGUGGAGGACAGCACGCUGACCUAUGAGCUCAUCUUGCCCCUGUCGGCAUUGAAGGACAAUGUGAACCGCGACGGCGAUGCGGAUCUGGCGGCGCGCAUCGUCGACAGGGAUUUCGGUUUGGCCUGA